Messenger RNA from Paramecium sonneborni, 1380 nucleotides. Lineage: Eukaryota; Ciliophora; Oligohymenophorea; Peniculida; Parameciidae. The record is from the annotation of a GenBank genome assembly.
AUGAAUAUAUCUGAAAUAGUUGAUUGGUAUAUAAAAUAGUUAAUAUAGGAUUCUUUUGCAUCCAAUAUAAUAUCCAGGCAGACAUAAUUAUCAAUAAUAGAGAACAUUAUCAAUUUAUAGAGAUCUAACAACAAAAGAUUAAUUUCUUUUGGUAAUUAAUUCAAUAAAAGAAUUGUUGUAAGAUUGUUACAGCAAAGGUAAUUCUUUACAUAUUCAUAAUUUUGGGACAUUCAGUUUUGAAUUGAUAUGUCCAACAUCAGAAGCAAUUCCAAUAAAAUAAACAACAUAAUUAAAAUAAUUACCAAAAUCAUAUUAGAAUAUUAGACCUUGCUUUAUAGUUGAUCCAUACUUAUAAAAAUAAUUAUCUCGCUAUUUAUAAAAGGAUGAAAUUAAUAAGAGUAAAGGAUUGGGAAGUAUUUAUAAUCAAGGACAUGCGACACAAUUUUGUAAUCCAUAAACACUCUCGAAUAUGUGUUAUAUUGAUAAAUUAACAAUUGAAUCAAUUCUCAAGAUAUUUAUAUAAGCAAUUAAUGAUUUAAUAAGACUAGGACAUGAUGUAAAUUUAGAUUUAGGAUUGAGUAUUAUUCUCGUUAAGAAUAAAAAUUUGAAAUAUAUGUUUGAUGAAAAGUUUGUAAAUUUUAUGAAUCAACCUGAAUUUACAGAUAAUGUAUAGAAAUAAUCAAUAUUUUUUAGUUUUUAAAGUCUAAACCAAUAACAUGUCAAUUUUGGAAAUAAGAUAAAUCAAUUAAAGAUAAGAAUCUAAAUGAAAUUUAUUUUGCACCUUGUUCCCCAUAUAGUUUAGUGACUAAUUAGAAAACUAAGAAUUUGAUGAAUAUAAAAGAUAUGACAUCUGUAUAAAAAUGAUUAAUUAAAUUAUGGAUUCAUAAAUAAUAUUUUUUUGAUAAUCAGCAAUAGUAGAUUGGAAAAAAAGAAAUUAAAUUAAUAAGAAGUUUUAUUUUUAGGCGUUGGAGGUAUAGGUUCUGUAGCAAUAAUUAAUUUACUAAGUUUAGAAGCCAAAAAAGAUCAUAAUUGUAGAUUAUGAUCAUUUUGAACUUUAUAACUUAACUUAAAUGGAUAGACACUACUUCAUAGUAAAGAUAUUAAUCAUUAAGAAGUCAAAACAGCUUUUAAAAUGCUAAAUUUCCUAAUUUAGGAAAUGCUAAAGUUUAAAUGUUUGAUUUAGAUGCUGACUAAAACUGGGAUAAGAUUGUUGAAUUAGCAUAUUAAUCUAGAGUAUUCUUAAUUAUAUUGAAUAUUGUGAUUAUUGGGAAGCUGAGUAUAAAGUUUAUUUCUUUAUUACAAUAUUCAAAAUAUUAGAAUUAGCAGUUUCGCUUAAUCUUUUAUAACUAAUAUAUUUUAGGAACACCUUACUUAUUAUGA